AAACAGUAGUGCUCCUGAUGAUAUGGCUAAUCCGCUUUUUGGGGAGGAACAGCUAGAUCCUAUGUUUAAUAGUACUUAUUUUUACAAACAAGAAGAGGGUUAUGAAUGAAAGUGCCCCAAUCGAGCUGGCUCUGACAAAAAGCCCUCAAAAAGGAGAAUAAGCCAAAAGGAUUCGCAUCUAUUAAUAUCGACGGCCACAAAGACCCAAAAUAAUGAUAUGAAUGACCCAACCAUGAAAGAGAAUAAGUCUACUCAAAACCUGGCAAAAACCAAACCAAUUUUCCGUAAAAUGGCUGAGAAGUGACCAAAGAGUAAUAUUAAGCCCAGAAAAAUGCUAAGAAAUCAACCUGGCCAGGAAGUAAUGAAAAUUCCCAGUAAAAUAGAAGAACAAUCAAAGGAGGAGGAAAAGUCCCUCUCAAAUAAAGAGAUGAAGCAUCACGAAAAAGAACCCUUAAGUCUCAGAAAGGAUGUGGUUUAUAAAACCCUUAUUCGUUCCCUAAAGAGAAGAGUCACCGAAAAAUGCGACUUAUCAUUACAAAAAGGAUGGUCAAAAUGUGAUAAAGAGAAAGCUUACUUCUCUGAAGUGGAUAAAUUAUUUCUCGAAUCCUACUCUACAUUCUUUCCUACAGAACAAAACAGAAACAUAAUAGAGCUGAUCACCGACCGUGAGUUUAUGAGAGUGGACAAGUUCAACGUGUUCAACAAAGAGAAUACGAAGAUUUACUUGUGCUUGCUAAUAAUACCUGAGGUGAUCAAGCCAUAUUUGAAGAACCAGAAGAGAAGAUGCCAGCAUAAAUUAAUUUAUGACUGACUUUACAAAUACUCCCAUAAGAAGUUAGAUAAGCUACUCCAGUCUGAGUUCUUCAGCUUCUUGUUUAAGCAAUAUGUGGACUCAGGAGACUUCGAGAGGAUGCUACAACAAGACAAGACACUUGAAAAACAUAGAGAUGCUUAUAAGCAAGCCUGAGAGUACUUUUUAUCUAAAAUAAACUAGCCAGUCUGAUUAACCGCUUUAA
This is a messenger RNA of Moneuplotes crassus, 1016 nucleotides long. The record is from the annotation of a GenBank genome assembly. NCBI's taxonomy places the organism in Eukaryota, Ciliophora, Spirotrichea, Euplotida, Euplotidae.